AUGGCGAGUGAUCAUUGUACUGAGAGCUCAGGGCAGUGGAAAAUCCCAGAAGUCCCUGAGUGCUUUCAUGGUGAGCUUACGCGUCAGGAUGCAGAGGAAAGACUGCUGCGCUUUUCUCUUCCAAACAGUUACCUUCUUCGUCUUAGCAUCUACGAAAAUGAAGGAACUGGCCAAAUAUCCCUCUAUUAUGCCCUCUCUUUCCUUACAUCAAAGCUUGUUUGUCAACAUUACAAACUUGUCCCACGAUUGCAAUCAUUCCAACUUGGCGAGCGUCUUUUCCAGUGCUUGAAAUGCAUUCUUUCUCGAUACUAUCAGUGCCCCUUAAUUCCUGGGGAAUAUUUACGUGUUCCUAUUCCUCCGUGUAGUCCACCUCAGGAGUUCUACACACGUCGAGUUAGAGCUAUUCGAAGGUAUGAACCACCUUGCAAUCUACGACUUGGCUGUAAACCUGACGAUGAAUUCCUUGUUGUGGAUGAUGAAUCUCACUCAGACUGGAUGCUCGUCACUUCUGUGCAGACUCGACAGAGUGGAUAUCUUCCUAAAUUCUGUCUUGAGAAGGUCUACCCGGAAAUAAUCGAGCGUCUUCCAUUUUUUCACGAAGACAGCACUUCUCUCGAACAACAGGAACUUCUUAAACAGAAUGGACCGUUUAGUUACUUGUUACGACUCUGUGACUCAGAUCCAGGCCUCUACACACUCUUGAUAUACGAUGGAACUCGUAUUUUGAAAUACAAGAUCGCUACAAGCAUAGUAUGGUGGGCCACGCCUCAAACAAGCAGCAAAAAUCACAGUGUUAACAGUUCUCUCACUACUGCUACGGGCCUAGAUUCAAUGGACUUUAGUAAUGGCGAAGGGGAAACUGCGGAGCUUGCUGCACAAUCGACUACUCAGGCUCUUCCCUUCACAAAACCACUCUACAUGUCAACGGUGAAAAUUCGCUACAACAAUCUCUGGUACACCUCGGUGGAGAAUGUGAUUGCUGCCAUUGAAGCUCAAUUCAAUCAGCCUAAUUCUCCAUACCAGCCUACAACAGUGGAACUGAAACCCAUUCUACGGGGUCCUAAGGCCAUUCCUUCACAGGAUUCAAUUUACAUGGCCAUCAGUUUCAACCGACGUCCACCCUCACCAGGAGCUAUUGUGGAAAUACAUGGUGAACUGUCACUUUGGGUGCCACAAAAGAAGAAAUGGAAACCUCUGUAUGCGUCGCUUGAUCGGGAGCAGAGUAUUAUCACCCUUACCGAUGGAGAUAAGCGAAAGCCUGAGAGGAUUGACCUCUCACGAUGUGACUUUUUCCCCGUUCAUCCUCUUAUGUUCGACAAAAAACACUGUUUUGGUCUGCUCCUUUCUUCGACCGGAGAACGUGAAGACUUCGUUUUCGCUGUUGAACCACCCUUCUCCUUUACUAGUUCUCAGACAGGUACUUCCACGAUGUCUUCUGUCGCCAGUCCUUUUACAGCCAACACCAAUCCCUCAAUUAUUUCUCUUCGUCCUCAACAUGGUUUUAACACUUCAACUGUCGGUACUACUACUACUAAUAACAGUAGUAGUAGCACCAGUGGUACUAUCGGUUUAAGCUCCAAUGCAAAUAAUAACAGCAGUGGAAGUGUAAGUAUUAACGGUGGUGGUUAUGUCAGUUUUCCGCCUGCCUCAGCUACAGCAGCCGCUGCUUCAGAACUUGAUCCACAGGCCUACGCGGGCAGGUUUGACACCACAGGAAAUCUUGACCUGGGUGCUUCUGGAUUUCCACGUUUUUGUGGCUUCGGUGAAGUACCCGGCUCAAUCUGGUCAAAGAUCCUUGGUUCUGCAAGCACUGUUGGUGUCAGUUCCAAUUCUAGUUCUACGGGCAGUUUCUCUGGGCCAGCUCCUAUCGAUCUGGCCUAUAUUCGGUGGUUAAAAUCCCUGGCUGCUCACUGUCGAAACACUCGGGCUGAUUCUGCGGUGGAUGCUGAUCCUGAGAGGCGAAGGAGUGAGGUUAGGUGUUUUCGCUCACUUGAAGUCAAGUUAUCGAAUGCCAAAUUGUUGCCAAUGCCACCAUCAUCUAGUCGUCGCGACGGUUGUGGAGUUUACUCGGUCACUGUGGAUGGUUUGGAAAUUGCUCGGGCCUACUCUGGGUCUUCUAAUCAGACAAUCACUUUUGAGGAGUUCCCCUUUGGCUACAAGAAAGUUGAGGUGACUUACCGGGAGGAUAAGAAGAAACGUCAAGCCUCCGUAGUGUUGGUAAAAUUGCAACUUGGAGCUCGUCGUCACAGUAGUGGCACCAGCACCAACAGUGGUGGUCAAGGAUUUUCUUUCGGUUCCUCUCCUAGUCUGGAGGUGGCGACACUGUUGGGGGCCAAUCGAGGAGUCCGGGGCGGUAGUAGUGGUGGUACUCCUGGGGCCGAUUCACCAGACGGGGGUCAGUCAUCUCUUAGCACUUCAUCGAUCUCCGUUUCACAAUCUGUUACUGCACAAUCUUUACAGCAACAGCAAGUUGCCUCGCAAAUAAAAACAACUCCGAUUUGCAGUUUCCAGGAGUCUGUCUCUCCUCAAGCCACAUUGAUUUACAGGGAACUUUAUGUCCUCCCUUUCCAGUAUUAUGAUAAGCUCAGAAAGGUUAUUACCUCUCAUUUGGAGACUGAGUUGGUCCCUGCCUGCACCUUUAUGUGGGCCGUGCUAGCCAGCGAUCAAAUCUAUUUUCAAUCCAGCCUCCUACUCGCUUGCAUUGAAUCCAAGCGUCAUUUAGAAUUGAUUGUCAAUCUACUCAAAGCCAACAUACCUGCUGACAAUCCCGCUUUCGCGUUUCGCUCCAACGGCUUGGGUCAGUUGAUAUUGGAGCAGUAUAUGAAUAUGGUUUGUUCGGAGUGGAGACAAAAGUGCUUCCGGAGAGUUUUUAAUGAGAUCGCCAAGGGACCACCUAACGCCACUGCGUCCGCUGUGAACAUCUCCACAUCUCCACCCCUACUGACAAAUGCAACAGUCGUGGCAGCAGCAGCGGGAGGCCGGUCGGUAAGAUUUUCUGCUUCAGCGGAGAAAUCUGUCUCAGAGGUCGGCGAAAUUUCCUCAUCUUCCGGGUCAGGUUCCUAUAGUAUCUCCUCAGUUUUCGGCGUAGUUCUCCUCUUUGUCGCUAUAUAA
This is a messenger RNA of Rodentolepis nana, 3111 nucleotides long. NCBI's taxonomy places the organism in Eukaryota, Metazoa, Platyhelminthes, Cestoda, Cyclophyllidea, Hymenolepididae. The record is from the annotation of a GenBank genome assembly.